AUGUCGGCGCCCAUCUUCCUCAAGAGCAAAGAAGAAGCGCUGCCCGACAUCAAGAACUGGCUCCUAAGCGCGUUCCAGGAGAAGAAGGGCUGUUGCGUGCCCAAGAAGGACGUCUUUGGCGCCUACGCCGACUUCUGCGCCGAGCACCACUAUGAAUCCACCACUUCAGCCUCCUUUGGCAAGUUCCUCAAGAAGAUCUUUCCUGGGGUGGAGACCAGACGGCUUGUCCGCAACGAUGUGCAGGCCAUAAUGCUCCGGCUCCUCCCCACCCUCAUCGCCAGCGGUCGUCCCAAGGCCUGUCUUGACGUCUUCAACUCCAACUUCUCCGUCGACCUCCCAGCUCGAGCCGGAGCAGACCGGCAGGACCCGAUACCAGCGGCCGGGCUGUCGUGGGAGGGCCUGUACUACCUGCACUCUCUGCUGGCCGCGGCCACACAGCCUCUGCCGCCAGUGCUGCGGCCCAAGAGGAAGACCACCCGCAAGGCCCAGAAGGCGGCGGGCGAUCGCCCCACGAUCGACCACAACCUCAAGCGGAAAAGAGUGGAAGGUCACGAGGCGCGGCGCGUCGGCGGCAGCAACAGCGAAAGCGACAGCGGAGACCAGGACAAGCAGCAGCCAACAGUCCAGGACGAACCGCACGACUACGCCGAUCCCCCGUGGACCAACGACCACAACCGCCGCACCACCACCAGGCGAACAAAGUCUCGCCUCGACUACAUCCUGAAUUGA
Molecule: messenger RNA, 729 nt
Organism: Acanthamoeba castellanii str. Neff
Lineage: Eukaryota; Discosea; Longamoebia; Acanthamoebidae
Product: RFX DNAbinding domain containing protein
Exons: 5
Coding region: 1-729 (242 amino acids)
Biological process (GO): regulation of transcription by RNA polymerase II
Molecular function (GO): RNA polymerase II cis-regulatory region sequence-specific DNA binding; DNA-binding transcription factor activity, RNA polymerase II-specific
Source: RefSeq, a predicted model, not a curated record